UAAACACAUCCAUGGAAGUUCCCUGCAAUUUUGCCUUGGAGACAUAUGCAUGUGCACAGCUGGCGAACUUCACAGCCAAUCAGCUGGUGUCUCUUAUAGAGUGUAACCUGCCUGGAAACAGCAAGUACUCCAAAGUGCUGUGGAAGAUGCUGCUGACGAAGCUAUCAUUUGUCUUGGAUCCAGCUCUGGACGUGCUGGCUAACAUGCCCAUGGCCACGGUUGGUCCAUCGGCGUCUCAGAUUUUGGAUGUGAUUUGGGAGAUGAGAGUGUCACUGCUGACUGAUGAGCAGCUGAUGAACAGCAGUGUCAUCGCGAAGUGGUUCUCCGGCCGUCUGAGCAAGUUCCUGCCACCUGAAUCAGGAAGCUUCCUGCGCUGUCUGAGCAGCAGAAACCUCAGCUGUGCUUCAUACCAGCAAAUACUGCAGGAACUGAUCCGCAAUUUUAAUACCCUCACUGGAAAUCAACGGCUUGGGAUCUUCAAUGAUUUCGUCCUCCGUUUCCUGUCACAGCCAAACUCAGGUUCAGGCUGUGGGUCUGUUUCCAACGGCAGUGCAGAGUGGCUAAUGCAGAAUCUGGGUCCAUUUUCUGAGUUUUUGUCCCUUCAACAGCUGCUUGCUCUCAACCCAUACUUCAACCCUCUAGAGGCCCUACAACUCCUUACUCCGGUACAGGAUGCAGAGCUGGUGUUGACUUUUCCUACUUCUGUAGAGAAAUCCGUCGUCAUAAAUAUGGUUUUUGAUUACCUGACUAAGUCUCCUGAUGAGACGGACUUUCGCUCGUUCCUUCGCUACCUUGUCUAUUACCAUUUCCAGGUUUGCCAGAAUGGACUUGGCCAUUCCUACAGUUUCUCUUGCUGCAGCUUCAGACAUCGCGAUCACCAAGAUGCAGUUAUCCUUGUACACACCACCAACACAGUGCUGCAGCUCGACCUCAGCGGAGGGAUGACCAAACGUGUCUGUGACUUUGCUGUUGAGGAAUUUGCCUGUACCUCACUGUCAACGCUGCAAGCAGCAGAUCUGGCAGCGGUGUUGGCAUGUAAUCGCUCCUCCAACUCCAGCGGCUCGAGACCAGCCUGGAAGCUUCUCCUCUCCAAAGCCUCAAAUGUGCUGGAUGCAGCUCUGGAUCUUCUAACCAACACGACUCUGGACCCCAGUAAUCCUGCAGUUUCAGUGAUUUUAGACUCUAUACUUGAAAUCCGAUUGGACACAUUCAGCACGGCCAGCCUCAACGAUCCCGCCUUCAGUCAGCGGCUUCGCCCAUUCCUGCCCGCUGUUUCCCCCGAUUUCCUCUCAUGUCUCAGCAGGAAGGGGUUGGACUGCAGCACCUAUCAGCACAUCGUGCAGAUUUUGAGCAGCGUCCAGCCGCGCAUGACACUCACCAGGCAGAUUUCUGUCUACACACACUUCAUCAAGGCUUACCUGACCUCGAAUAACACAAAAUCCAGCUGCAGCUCAAACACCAGCAACAGUGGAGAAUGGCUGCAGAAGAACUUCGGAGGAUUUUCUGUCUUCGCGUCCUUCCAGGACCUGCAGAUGAUUUAUCCCAACUUCAUAGCGAUGGAAGCCUUACCGCAGCUGACCAUCAGACAGCUGGCUGACGUGUCGGCCACACCCAACCAGCUCACCUCUCCUGACCAGGUUGCCAUGGUGAUGCAGUAUAUUCCCAGCCAAUUCUUCGCUGACUUCUUUGAUGACUUCUCACCUGCUAUCCUGGGUCACGAAGACAUGUUGCCCAUUGUGGUGAGGUCAGCCAUGUUGCAAGUUGUGUUUGAUCGGGCAAACCUCUCAGAUCCCGCGGUGAGUGAUUCAGUUGUAUCGCUGUGGCUCCAAAAACGACUGCCCCCCCUGCUGGUUGACCUGUCACCGGAGCAUGUCGCACCGUUCUUCAGAAUACUGGCGGGAAGAAACUGCAGUAUCGAGCAGCAGGGUGUUGAAGACCUGAAUUCAACAAUCUCCUCUCUCAGUGAUGUUACACAGAAAGAAAUCUACAACAACAUCGUUCAGAUUCUCACAGAACCGAUACCUCUGCAGUGCUACGGUGACAACUACAACCGCAGUUUCUACAGUUUCCUGGAGAGCUCAUUCAUGGGAUUCCAGUUUCCCAACGUCACCACCUUCCUGUCCCUCAUGCCUCUCGACAGGGUGCAUCAGCUGGUGAACUCCAUACCUCCAUCAGAUCUUGCAGAUUUUCUCCGUCGCCCUGACGUAGUCGACAACGAUGCAGAGCUCUGUGUGAUCUACAGCAACUACGUCCAGACAUCGAUGUUCCUAGAGACCGAGUCUCUCCCGGAGGUGGUGCGGCGGCCCACCCUGCCUUGCGUCUGGCCCAUGGCGCUCAGCAGCUCCGAGUGGUCAGAGGUCAACGCCUGGUUUGACCAACGCCUCCCCAGCUAUUUGGGCUUCCUCACAAAGAGUCUAAUCAGCCCCAAUAUCACACACAACUCUUCCUGCCUGGCCUUCCAAAAGCUUGUUUCUGUCCUUGGGAAAUACUACUACACUGGUGCAGACUUUACGAGACCAGAUGUGUUCAACACCAUCAGAGCAUAUCUUACCUCAGCGACGGUGCCAAGGUGUUACAACCCCAGCGAUCCCAAACUAAACUCCACAGCCUGGUUUGUUGAGUACAUCGGCCUUUUCAUGCCUUUCCUCACUCUGGAGGAUCUUCAGAUGUUUGGAUCUGCACAGGUUAUCCAGGUGUUCACGGUGAACCCUCUGAACAUCGCUCUCGUCAACAACUCCGGUUUACCUCUCAACCUCACCAACUACUACACCCAGCUCAUUUAUCAACAGGACAGCAACUUCAACCCCUUACUACUUCCUCUGUUGUGGCGGUGUGUCGCUCCUGGUCCAGCAUUCAGCCAGCUAACAUCAGAAGAAAGUAAUAUAGUUCUACAGUACCUGACCACUCUCUGUACAGCCCUGAACCCACAGGUUGCUGCAGCUUUGGCAGGUAACUUUGGUGACAACAUCAAUGCUGCGGCCAUUACUGCCCUCGGUAGCCAAAGCAGCGGCCUGUCCACCGGUCAGAUCAAGAUGAUAAAGCCUGAGGAUCUAUAUGCUGCCCUCUCCAUUCUCAGCAGUGUUACAGACUGGAAUGAAGGCCAGGCCAGGGCCAUCAUCCUGUCUCUGAUGUCUUCAGGGCUUGUGAAGAUCAACAGCUCGUCAACGUUGUUCAUGCUGGGCUCUCUUGUUGUCGGUGUUCCUGCAGAAACGUUCGGCAGCAUCAGUGGCUCCCAGCUGAUUACUUCAUCCAAAAAUCCUUCAUUCCUGGGAUACGUGCUGUCCGCUCCACAGAUCGUCCAGCAGAUCUUUGUUACUCAGAUCGUAUCAGUGAACAGCAACAGUGACACGAUCAUACAGAACGUUCCAGAUGAAAUGGCCACUCAGAUCCCUCGUGCUCAGCUGCUGGGCUUCUCGAAUAACGGCAGGGUUAUCACCACACUCAACCAGAAGACAUGGAAACCACAGCAGGUUGAGUUAUUCUUUGAAAAUAUCGCUGUGGAAUCUGCGACCACAGUGCUGGGAAGUCCCAACAAUUUGUCAUCCUCUUUGCUGCAAGGGUUCACGUGCACCGGAGUGAGGAAUGUUGAAAAGGUGCAGAUCAAGAAGCUGAUUAAAGCCUGCCGGAGGAAAGGCAGGAAGAAGGUCCCAUUGGUCGAGACUCAGCUGACCUGCAUGUAUAACUACAUUAAAAAUGACUCAGAUGCCACCAGCUUCGACCUCUAUCCUCCUGACGUGCUGCUGUACUAUGAUUACUCCCUGGUGCUACAGGCCAGCUGCAGGUUCUAUUUUCAAGAGCUGGCAGAAGCAGACUUCUCCGUCUUCUCCUCCGUCCUCAGCUACAAACUGACCGCUCUGUUUGCUAAUGCCAGGAGCUGCCUGGGUAUAACAAACACGACAUUGACUGCAGAUACUAUAUCGGUGUUGGGAAACAUGUGCUGCACUCUGGAUGGUACCUACAUCAAGAACUCUGACCCGUCCAUCUUGGAAAAACUCAAGAACUGCCCGGACCUCACCAACGCUCAGGCGGCUGCUGUUGAAGCUCUACUGCAGAGCGGGAAAACACAGUAUGGAGCUCCAUCAACAUGGGACUACCAGACUCUGAAGAACCUCGGGAUGUUACCGCUGUACUUGACCUCAACCUUCUACAGUAACUUUGACAAAAAAACAAAGCAGAUGUUCUUGGAGUACUUCCUCAAAGUUAUUGCGAGCAACCGAGUGGACAUACAGAAGAAGCGGAGAAUGAUGGAAGAAAUAAGAAAGUCCAAUAGAAACCAAGUCAAGUCAAAGCGAUCUAUCGUAAACGGGUGCACAGUUGGAACGAUCACCCAGGUGACCAUCAGCGAUGAGACGUUCCCCUUCAACUAUGACGACAUAACUCAGUUCAACUGCUGCCUCAGCGCCUCGACUGUGAAGGACAACUUGGCAGCCAUCACUAUGAAGGUGGACCAGGUGGAAUACCUCCAGAUUGUUCUCAGCAAGUUGCGAGAGGCUUACGCUGCCAACUCCACUAUCCCAGAAGAUCAGGUUCAGGUCCUAGGCCCAGCGUCCCGUGUGGCGUCCAUAAGUGACAUCAACCUGUGGACUAUCACUCAGAUCGACACACUCUCUGCUUUGAUGGACCCGUCCAACGGGCCGUGGGACCCAAGUCUGGCUAAGGCCAUCAUCUCUAAGUAUCUGAGUAAUGAAGGGAACACACUGGGCAGUGCUGAGCUCAGUGCCAUCGGAGGAGCCAACCUUUGCUCCCUGGACGUCGAUGUUUUGAAGAACAUUUCCCAACAAAGCCUUAAAGAGGCCGACGCCCUGAUGGUGUCCAACUGCACCACGGAGAAAAAGAAAGUACUGUUCACCAUUGCCACACAAGCAUUUGCCACAAUGACCCGCUCAACUUUCCCCGUUUCCUCCUACCAGCUCACACAACCUUUCAUCGGGGGUGCAUCUCUAGACUAUGUCCGAAGUUUGGUGCCCUCCAACAUCAACAUGGACAUGGCUACCUUCACCAGUCUGGAUCCGAACGUUGUACUGAACCUGACUGUUAGUGACGUCCAAGGUCUGCUUGGCUCCAACGUGGCUGAUUUAAAGUCCUAUGAAAACCAAACGCUGGUACAGAACUGGAUCACCAGGCAGUCCCAGACACAGCUCAACACACUGGGAGUGGGGCUUGUGGGAGGCAGAGUUACCCCUCCGACCACCGGUUCCCCAACCACCACCAACUCUCAGACAACCACCACCGGCUCCCCAACCACCACCAACUCUCCGAACACCGGCUCCCCAACCACCACCAACUCUCCGAACACCGGCUCCCCAACCACCACCAACUCUCCGAACACCGGCUCCCCAACCACCACCAACUCUCAGACAACCACCACCGGCUCCCCAACCACCACCAACUCUCCGAACACCGGCUCCCCAACCACCACCAACUCUCCGAACACCGGCUCCCCAACCACCACCAAC
Messenger RNA from Perca flavescens (yellow perch), 5456 nucleotides. RefSeq lists its product as uncharacterized. The record is from RefSeq and is a predicted model, not a curated record. Gene Ontology annotation, biological process: cell-matrix adhesion. NCBI's taxonomy places the organism in Eukaryota, Metazoa, Chordata, Actinopteri, Perciformes, Percidae. Gene Ontology annotation, cellular component: cell surface. The annotation marks the transcript as partial. The transcript is spliced from 38 exons.